AUGCUGAACAAUCUACGUGGCUCGGCCUUGAUAUGGGCCAUCACUUUGUCGUCAGGAUCUUGCUACCUGCUUUUUGGCUAUGAUCAGGGCGUUCUGGGUGGUCUGGUGUCUCAACCAAGUUUUCUCGAGGCCAUCGGCAACCCCAAUGCCUCAUUCCUCGGCACGAUCGUGGCCCUUUACAACGUCGGCUGUCUCGCCGGCUGCAUCUCAGCGGCGAUCUGGGGCAACAAAUUCGGCAGGCGGAACACCAUCCUUGUGGGCAAUGCCAUCAUGAUUGUUGGUGCCAUCAUUCAGACUGCCACCUACGGUUCUGGACAGCUGAUCGCUGGUCGCCUGAUUUCUGGCCUUGGGAAUGGCCUGAACACUUCGACCAUCCCAGUAUACGUCUCGGAGACAGCACGAAGCCACCGAAGAGGCCGGAUGGUAGCCGUUCAGCUUUCCAUCGUUAUCUUCGGAAUUGUUUUUGCCUACUGGCUUGACUAUGGAACGAUUAACAAUCUUGAGGGCGAGGUGGUCUGGCGUUUCCCUAUUGCCUUUCAAAUCGUCUUCGCCCUCAUUACUAUGGUCACCAUGCCGUUCCUCCCUGAAACUCCACGGUGGCUCUACUCUCACGAUCGGAAGGACGAGGCCGUCACUGUGCUCGCGAGACUCAUGGACACGACUGAAGACUACGAUCAAGUACAAUUUAUCAAGAACGAGAUGGAAGAAUCCCUAGAACUAGAACGACAACAAGGUUCCAUCACCCUGAAAGGCAUACUCAGCGACAAGACAGAGCUAAAGCCCAUGAGGCGGCUGCUUCUGUGCUUUUUCAUCCAGUUCUUUCAGCAAUUCAGCGGCGUCAACGCUGUCGUCUUCUUCGUGACCAUCAUCCUGGAGCAGAACGUGGGCUUGUCCAGCUCCACUGCCAGUCUGGCUGCUGGGUUUAUUCAAAUGGGUCUCUGGAUUGGCACGCUGCCAACGAUUUUUUACAUUGAUUCUUUUGGCAGAAGACCAACUCUUCUUAUCGGGUCGGUAGUACAGCUCAUCUCACUGGUCCUGUUCACGGUGGGAAUUGCCAAAAAAGGGGACAAUUACUCGAAUCUUGCUCUGGCCAUGUUGGUUCUGUUCCAGAUCACGGUUGGAAUGACCUGGUGCACAGUUCCGUGGAUCUAUGCACCCGAGAUCACGCCUCUUCGACUCCGGCACAUCGGCGCCGCCAUAGGCCCCUUCUCAGAAUGGCUUUGUACUUUUAUCAUUGUCCAGAUCACCCCCACUGCCGUUGAACACACGGGUUGGAAGAUUUUCCUGCUCUUCAUCCUGCUACAAGCUUUGAGCAUUCCCUGGGUCUACUUUUUCGUUCCCGAGACCGCGAAGAAAACACUCGAAGAGAUUGACUACAUUUUUGUCAAAGGCGAGGCUCGGGAUCGCCUCCACGAAAGAGUGCACGAGCAAGUCCAAGUCCAUCAACACACCUCGGAGUCGAAGGUGGGGGAAAGCCAAACCCUGGAAAUGACUGUGUCUCAUAAAGAGUAG
Messenger RNA from Fonsecaea multimorphosa CBS 102226, 1512 nucleotides. RefSeq lists its product as uncharacterized. Gene Ontology annotation, biological process: carbohydrate transport; transmembrane transport. Gene Ontology annotation, cellular component: membrane. The record is from RefSeq and is a predicted model, not a curated record. Bases 1 to 1512 code for a protein of 503 amino acids. Gene Ontology annotation, molecular function: carbohydrate:proton symporter activity. NCBI's taxonomy places the organism in Eukaryota, Fungi, Ascomycota, Eurotiomycetes, Chaetothyriales, Herpotrichiellaceae. The transcript is spliced from 6 exons.